ACAUGCUGAUUGAGCUUGGAAUCGGUGGGGACCACGACCACGACCACGACCACGAACACAGCCGUAGGAGGAGGGAUGUCAUGGCAACACGUUUGAAGGGGCGGGGCAUUGAAAAGCGAGCUACAGACGGCCACGACCACGACCAAGACCACGACCACGACCACGACCACGAACACACCCGUAGGAGGAGGGAUGUCAUGGGAACACGCUCGAAUGGGCGGGGCAUAGAAAAGCGAGCUACAGACGACCACGGCCACGACCAAGACCACGACCACGACCAUGACCACGACCAGGACCAGGAACACACCCGAAGGAGGAGGGAUGUCAUGGGAACACGCUCGAAUGAGCGGGGCAUAGAAAAGCGAGCUACAGACGGCCAUGGCCACGACAAAGACCACGAACAUGACCACGACCAUGGCCAUGACCCCGACCACGGACACACCCGUAGGAGGAGGAAUGUCAUGGCAACACGCUCGAAGGGGCAGGGCAUAGGGAAGCGAGCUACAGACGGCGACGGCCACGACCAAGACCACGACCACGACCACGACCACGAACACACCCGUAGAAGGAAGGAUGUCAUGGCAACACGCACGAAGGGGCAGGGCUUAGAGAAGCGAGAUACAGACGGCCACGGCCACGACCAAGACCACGACCAAGACCACGACCACGAACACGAACACACCCGUAGGAGGAGGGAUGUCAUGGCAACACGCUCGAAGGGGCGGGGCAUAGAGAAGCGAGCUACAGACGGCCACGGCCACGACCAAGACCAAGACCACGACCACGACCACGACCACGACCACGAAAACACCCGUAAGAGGAGGGAUGUCAUGGCAACACGCUCGAAGGGGCGGGGCGUAGAGAAGCGAGCUACAGACGGCCACGGUCACGACCAAGACCACGACCACGACCACGACCACGAUCACGAACACACCCGUAGGAGGAGGGAUGUCAUGGCAACACGCUUGACUGGGCGGGGCAUAGAGAAGCGAGCUACAGACGGCCACGGCCACGACCAAGACCACGACCAUGAACACGACCAUGACCACGAACACACCCGUAGGAGGAGGGAUAUCAUGGCAACACGCUCGAAGGGGCGGGGCAUAGAGAAGCGAGCUACAGUAUUGGCUGAUGAUCACGACCACGCCAAUCAUAGCCAUUCACACGUUGCGAAUGUUACAACGACCUGCUUUUCGAGUGAAGAACUUCUCGACAUAUACGGUAUUGACCAUGAAGCUGGAAUCACCGAAGAACAGUUCAACGAACUUUCUCCGUCACUGGUGCAACAAAUCUUGAGUGGAGCAUGCGAAAUUACAACCACUGAGCCAUCGGAAAUCUCCAAAGCAAAAAUGUGGGGAUACGGCACUGUAGCAGUUUUCAUCAUCAGCCUGUCUGCGGUGCUCGGUGGGUUGUUCGUCCCGUGUAUGUCAGAGGGUGUCUAUGACAAGACCAUACAAACAAUGAUAGCUUUAGCUGUGGCUACUCUGACUGGUGAUGCUGUCUUACAUCUUUUACCACAGGCUGUGGGUCUUCACUCUCACGACAGCAGCGGUCACAGCGCUCAUACGCCUACGAGCCCGGAGAUGGCGUAUGUCUGGAAGUGUCUUGUCGUCCAGAUGGCCAUCUACGUCUUUUUCGUCUUCGAGCAGAUGACGAGUUUCACGAAGUGUGGUCACUACAACGAUACACUUUCCGCGGAUGUGGAGAUGACAGACAACGGGCACCAGGGGCGUUCCUACGGUUCCAUGAAGCGAGGAUCGUUUGCUAAUGGAAACAAUAAAGUAUCUCACUCAGAAUCGAAGAGCGAACUAACAGCUAAUGAGGCAAAGGCAUUUGAAGCUGAACUACCACCCUCAACCGAAGAUACUGAUUGCUGUGUAAGGGGUUGCAAUCCAGUAGCAAUGAUGAUCAUCUUGGGCGACUCGCUGCAUAACUUCGGUGACGGUUUAGCCAUAGGGGCGGCUUUCUCACUGAGCAUCGCUGCCGGACUCUCAACUAGUAUAGCUGUCCUCUGCCACGAGAUCCCGCACGAACUAGGUGAUCUGGCCGUCCUCAUAAAGCAGGGCAUACGACUCCGAACGGCACUCCUGAUGAAUAUGAUGUGCGCCUGUUCGGCAUUCCUCGGCUUGUGGGUCGGGAUCCCGCUCGGACAGACCGAGACCGUUCGGGAAUGGAUCUUCGCUGCUGUUGCUGGCAUGUUCCUCUACGUUGGACUCGUUGACAUGCUUCCGAUGUUACACCAAUACGACGGGAAAAGCAACAAGGUCACCGUGGCUAUUCUACAGAACAUUGGAUUCUUGGCGGGAACCGGGAUUAUUCUGUUAAUAGCGCUGUAUGAGGACGCUAUACAAUUAUCCUUAUAGAGGAACGUGAGCCAUAAGGAGGGGGGGGGGGGGUGUUAGCGUGGAGAGAUACAAAUAAGACAGAUAACAUAAUGUAUGUGACAGAGGGAGAGAGA
Molecule: messenger RNA, 2458 nt
Organism: Strongylocentrotus purpuratus (purple sea urchin)
Lineage: Eukaryota; Metazoa; Echinodermata; Echinoidea; Camarodonta; Strongylocentrotidae
Product: zinc transporter ZIP10
Exons: 9
Coding region: 3-2363 (786 amino acids)
Biological process (GO): intracellular zinc ion homeostasis; zinc ion import across plasma membrane
Cellular component (GO): membrane
Molecular function (GO): zinc ion transmembrane transporter activity
Source: RefSeq, a predicted model, not a curated record